GUCCAAAAGUCAAAAGCAGACAGUCAACCACCUGAAAUGUCAACAAGCAUACCACCAACUACUGGCAGUCGAGCCAGAUGCAAAGCUAAUCAAUCACCUCUCUCUAGAUCCGAAUCAUUGUACAAUGGCGGGUCCUGCGGGUCGGAGAGACAAGAACACAGUUCAAUCGAUACGUGGAACCCGAAUCGCCGUUGCAAUUGUGAUCGGAAUUCUAUUCGGAGGCAUCUUCGCUUUUUUGUACCCUCAUGGUCUCUUCUCUCCGAUUCAAACUUCUCCAUUUCAAGGUCGCCGUCUUUCCAAAUCGAUUCUCCAGAUUGGAUCAACUGCAUGUGAAUCCACAGAGAGAAUGAACAUGUUGAAAUCAGACAUUAUAGAUUUAUCGAGGAAGAACGAUGAGUUAAAGAAGCAGGUUAGGGAUUUAACUCAAAAAUUGAUGGCAGCUGAACAGAAAAACGGAAAGGCUGAGCAGCAAGUUGAGGUGAUCGGUGAUCCCCAAAAAGCUGGGCCUUUCGGUAGUGUCAAGGGUAUAAGAACCAACCCUAUGGUCCUUCCAGACAGCACUGUAAACCCGAGACUUGCAAAAAUCUUGAAAAAGAUCGCCGUUCAAAAUGAGCUUAUAGUUGUACUUGCAAAUUCUAACGUUAAAGCCAUGUUGGAGGUGUGGUUCAUCAGCAUUAAGAAAGUAGGCAUACCCAAUUAUCUAGUGGUGGCUUUAGACGAUGGGAUUGUGGAUUUUUGCAAAGAAAACAGCAUACCCUUUUACAUGCGAGAUCCAGAUGAGGGUAUCGAUUCAGUGGCUAAAACAGGUGGUAAUCAUGCCGUUUCAGGAUUGAAGUUCAGAAUCUUGAGGGAGUUUUUGCAGUUGGGUUACAGUGUUCUUCUGUCGGAUGUUGAUAUUGUAUACAUACAGAACCCUUUUGAUCAUAUCUAUAGGGAUUCAGAUGUUGAAUCUAUGUCUGAUGGACAUGAUAAUAUGACUGCAUACGGAUAUAACGAUGUUUCUGAUGAUCCUUCUAUGGGGUGGGCUAGAUAUGCUCAUACGAUGCGAAUAUGGGUCUAUAACUCUGGAUUUUUCUAUCUACGACCUACUUUACCUGCACUCGAGCUUUUAGAUCGUGUGGCUGAGAGGCUCUCCCACCCACCACCGGCUUGGGAUCAGGCUGUUUUCAAUGAAGAGCUGUUCUUCCCGUCUCAUCCGGGUUACAUUGGGCUUCAUGCUUCCAAGAGAACGAUGGAUCGUUAUCUGUUUAUGAACAGUAAGACCCUUUUCAAGGAAGUAAGAAAAGAUGGUGAUUUAAACAAGAUGAAGCCUGUGAUUGUUCAUAUAAAUUAUCAUCCAGAUAAGUUACCCAGAAUGAAAGCAGUCAUGGAGUUCUAUUUCGAUGGGAAGAAAGAUGCAUUGGAACCGUUUCCUGAUGGCUCCGAGUGAAGAUAACCAGGUGCCCAAUGUUGUCAUGGUUUCCAGCUUCUCUGGUCGUAUCAGGUAACCAUUUUGAAGGUAGAAGAAUACUGUACUUGUUAUUUAGUGUAAUAUCAAAAUUUUCUAUUUUGUACCCAUUUUACCAGUAACUUGUUAGAUCUUGUAGCAUUUGGUGAUGUGGAUAUCUUGUUUGCUACAUGUUCACGAAAGACUUACGGUGAAGUGGAUGAUAAACUUGAUAUCCACGUCGUAAAAUGUUACAAGAUCGGACGGUGCCGAUCAAAAUGGAUAGAAAAUAAGGAAAAUUUGAUAUUUUGUUAUACCGAUCGAGAAAAAAAAAUGGUUAUACCAAAUAGAAACUAAUAAAAAAAAGAUUGAUGCAUUUUACCCAUUUCUAUAUUAUGAAUCACAAAUAUGCAAAUGUCCGUU
Cynara cardunculus var. scolymus (artichoke) is the source of this 1849-nucleotide messenger RNA. RefSeq names its product arabinosyltransferase RRA3-like. The transcript is spliced from 2 exons. The record is from RefSeq and is a predicted model, not a curated record. Bases 125 to 1429 code for a protein of 434 amino acids. Gene Ontology annotation, biological process: root hair cell development. Gene Ontology annotation, molecular function: glycosyltransferase activity. NCBI's taxonomy places the organism in Eukaryota, Viridiplantae, Streptophyta, Magnoliopsida, Asterales, Asteraceae.